ACAUGCCAGAGGGGGAGAGAGAGAGACACCUUGGACUUUGGAUUGAUACAAUUUAGCGUUAGCUAGCCAGGCCUUUGGCAGUUUCUGCAAUCGUCCAACUCUCAUUGGAAAAAAGAAAGACAGAUCUAACACGAACCAGAAGCAACAGCGAGAGCAACCCCUCCCUUAUAAAUGCCAGAACAACACAUUCAAGCCUCACUCAAACUCUCUCUCUCUCCUCUCCUCUCUCCUCUCUACACAUCCAAGCCUCACUCAAACUCUCUCUCUCUCUCUCUCUCUCUAGUACUUGGGAGUCACAUUGAAGCAUAUAGACAUGGACAAUGAGAGGAGCUCUUUAGCCAAUUGGGCUUCCUACUGCCAAGGGAAGAGCAUGGAUGAGCUGCGGAAUUCUCUGGUCUACAUGACGCUGGAACUAGAGAACACCAAGUUAGCAGUUCAAGAAGAGCUCAAGAGGCGAGACGAGCAGUUGAAUUGCCUUAGAGGACUGCUCGAGAAGACAAUUGCCGAGAGGAACGAGGCGGAGGUCAAAUGCCAGCGGCUCCUGAUAGAGAAGUUCCUGCUCCAACAACAGCGGCAGCAGCUCACGGUUCCGCUCUCUGGAAUUUCCUCUGUGGAAGAUGAACCAAGAAGGGUAAUGGACUCCAACAAUGCAUUCUCAUCUUCCGAUGGCGACGAGAGCAUCGUCUCGUCACCGAGCAUGGACCUGGUUCAUCCACCUCAAAUGACAGCGGUGCCGCCAGACAUUGAGUUAUUCCCGGAAAAGCCGCUUCCCGAGAAGGGCAAGCUUUUGCAGGCAGUGAUGAAAGCAGGUCCACUGCUUCAGACACUCCUGCUUGCAGGACCUCUUCCCGAGUGGAAGCAUCCACCGCCACCACUUCCUUCAUCGGAGAUCCCACCAGUGACAAUACCGUCACCGCCACUUCCGCCAACACCAUCACUCUUCCUCCCAGGUUCUGCUAUCAACAUCGGCAGCGUCAUCACUGGCACAAAUUGUGGUGGGGACAGUAGGAAAAGGGGACUCUGUGAGAUAUCCGCUUCCUCAAGAGAAGCAAAGUACCAAAGAGUUGUCCUCAAUUGACUCACACCACCAAACAGUCCCUCCAAUUUGACCAUUGAUAUUUCCAUCAGCUGGUUAAACUAAGACUGGUCGCAGCACCCGUUUAGAACAGAAAAGAUCGCCAAGGAAUUUGGGCUGGUGACUGGUUUAGCACUUGUACAGAUGCCCUCCUCUAGAAAGGGAAUUACCCAAAAGUUGAUUGGUUUCGGAAAAGGGAAAAUAGGGGGCUUAUGGUGCUGAAUUUCAGUUUUCUUUCUUGUUUAUCCUCAUUCUAUUUAACAUCAAUUGAAAGAGAGCUUGAUCUGUCCAAAGGUCAUUUGCUCCAGGACUUCAAAUGUAACUCCAAACACCAGAUUUACGCUACAUGUUCUCAUAA
This is a messenger RNA of Eucalyptus grandis, 1433 nucleotides long. RefSeq names its product protein enabled homolog. NCBI's taxonomy places the organism in Eukaryota, Viridiplantae, Streptophyta, Magnoliopsida, Myrtales, Myrtaceae. Bases 314 to 1078 code for a protein of 254 amino acids. The record is from RefSeq and is a predicted model, not a curated record. The transcript is spliced from 2 exons.